UGGUGCGAUUUAGUACACUAGCAGACAACUCUGUGGAACAAAGAUAACAAACAUUCAGCUGCAGACGGUAGCACUGGCGACUUAUGCACAGUAAGAAUCAAGCGGACAAAUCUGCGAUAGAAAAAAAAGGAGUAUAUAGUUGCCAAUUUAAGCAAUCGUUGUCAUUGCCGCAACAUAUAAGAUCAACCAUGGAGGUAAAGCAAUUCCUUGGACUGCAAGUAUUUGAAUUUGCAUACUUGAUGGCACUUGCAUUCUUUCCCUUCUUCAUUGCCCAGAGGGAAGUUGCUAUUACUAUUUUAAUGGUAGCGUCAGUCUAUGUGGUCUUCUCUGUGAUUAAGCAUGCUCUUUCCUACAAAGUUGAUCCAGCAAAUAAAGUUGUGAUCAUUACAGGAUGUGACACAGGAUUUGGUAACUCUCUGGCCCAGCGGCUAGAUUCUUUGGGCUUUACAGUGAUUGCUGGGUGUCUAGACAAAUCUUCUGAUGGGGCAGAACAGCUGAAGUCCAGUACAUCUGGCAGAUUACAUGUGAUUCCCCUCGAUGUCACUGAUGAUACAGGCAUUUCAAAUUGCCUUUCCUUUUUUGAGGAGGAGCUUCCUGGCAAAGAUCUGUGGGCACUUGUAAACAAUGCUGGAAUUAUAGUACGUGGCGAUGUGGAAUUCACUUCUGUGAAGUCAUACCAAAAGGUGGCAGAUGUAAAUCUUUUUGGCACAAUACGCAUGACUAAGGCUUUCCUACCACAUCUUAGAAAACACAAAGGACGUAUUAUCAACGUGUCAGGAGCAUCAGGAUGCAUUUCAUUACCUUCCCUGUCUGCAUACUCCAUCAGUAACUAUGGCAUAGAAGCUUUUUCUGAUGCCCUUCGUCUUGAAAUGAAACAGUUUGGAGUUAAAGUCAUCAUUAUUGAACCAGGCAACUAUUAUGGAUCAACAGGUCUUCAAAAUCGUGCAGCUCUCCCUGGAAUCCAGAAAGCUUUUGCUGCCUUGUGGGCAGAAGCACCAGAAACUGUCAGACAGGCUUAUGGGAAAGGCUACAUCGAUUCUCAGUACAAAGCUGUGGCUGAGCAAUCCAAGACAUCUGCCUCGAGCCUUGCUCCUGUCAUUGACAUCUUGGAAUUGGCCAUCAUGCAGGUCAAUGCAAAGCCUCGUUAUCUCAUUAGCGGCAGUAACCAGAUCUUUGAUUACCUAAAUGUAUUGCUGUGGUGGAAACCUUGGCUUCCAGAGAGAAUAUUUGACAAACUUGUUGAAAACAGCUAUUGUCAGAGAGCACCAGCUGUUAGCAACUAAAUGCUAUCCUGAGAUGAUUUUGAAUUAUAUUUUGAUAACAUUAGAAGAAAAAAGUUGUAUUCUGUAACUGUCCAGAAAACAGGAUGAUGUCAAAAGAUAAUCUACACAUUGAUGUAGUAAAUAUCUACAUAUUGUUUUAUUAGAAGAAAUCCAGAACAUACCUUGAUGUGGACUAGAAUAUUAUGACCUGUCAAGGAUGGUCAUCGUGAUAAUGACAGUGACAAUAUUGCUCACCGCAGAAAUUGUACACCACCAGAGCUCAUUAAUAUCAUAAACAUCAUCUGUGCUAAACAACAAAUAAUAAUAACAAUCCAGGCAUUCAUCCACUCAUCAAAACAAAUGAUAUGAACCAUUCGCUCAUUAAGCAGCAAGUAAAAGACACGAUUCAGGUUAGUACAGAAAGUUCUUAGUUCAGCAGUUGCUUUUCACUCCCUUUAAGCACAUCUGAGCAUGCUCCAUUUGUAAACCUGCCAUUUAUCUGGUUUGGUUGAGUACAGUCUGGUAUGUCAAACAUUUGCAUACCACAGCUGUAACCACAUCAGAAUUGAUCCAGAGAGCGGGCUUAUAAAUAGAAUUCACUGAAUAAAUUUUCAUGAAUUUUAUGUUCAAUGCUUAUAUGUCAACAACCUAAACAGUUUUAUGGGAGACAACUUUUGUUACAUUGUGAAAACAUUUCUUCUCACCAAAGAAAAAAAAAGCAAUAACUAUUCAGUUGUCAGGUAUUUAUUUUAUUCUUUAUAGCUUCAUAGCCAGAAACACACAUUCUUUUUCUCUCUCUGUCUCCCCCCCCCCCACCAAAACACACAUGCAGAAAAAAAAUAAGUUCACGUUUUUAUUUCGUUUAAUAACAAUGUGACACAUACUGUUAAUUGAACACCAGUGAUCAUUUUAUAUUGGUUUUUUUAACGAUUCUUCCUACAGAGUUGCCGGAUUAAAUUACAAUCUUUCAGUUCAUUUCAUUAUGAUGCCCUUGAUGUUACUGCAGUUUUGUAUCUGUUUUUAAUCUAUUAUUAUCCACCCUCAUAGAAAAGCAACUUGUAUUAAUGCUUUAAUCUGUAUUUUUUCAAUAUUUUUUUUUUUUUUUUGCUAAUCACCAUGUUUAUUUUUUACAUGCCAUAAGGUUUUAUUCUCUUUUCUUUUUGAAAGUCGAACCUACAUAAAAGAAGCAAAAAAACAAAUAAAAAAACACCUGUUUAAAAGAAGAACAAAACAGGAUAGAGAAUGAAUUAUUU
This is a messenger RNA of Pomacea canaliculata, 2515 nucleotides long. RefSeq names its product D-beta-hydroxybutyrate dehydrogenase, mitochondrial-like. NCBI's taxonomy places the organism in Eukaryota, Metazoa, Mollusca, Gastropoda, Architaenioglossa, Ampullariidae. Bases 84 to 1283 code for a protein of 399 amino acids. The record is from RefSeq and is a predicted model, not a curated record. The transcript has 7 exons.